Messenger RNA from Physella acuta, 1275 nucleotides. Its product is annotated as universal stress protein in QAH/OAS sulfhydrylase 3'region-like. NCBI's taxonomy places the organism in Eukaryota, Metazoa, Mollusca, Gastropoda, Physidae. The record is from RefSeq and is a predicted model, not a curated record.
CCACUCCCUGCCAUCAACUCGCCGCUGGAUGCGAGACAGCGAGGUCUGGGUGAGUGAGUUGUCUGCCCGUGAGUGAGUUGUCUGCCCGCUGGGUUCUCUUCUCUUCAUUUAGGGGAUUCAACUCUUGGACUUAUUCUAGAAUCAGAGGUGUAGGACUGGACCCUAACAGUAAGUACCACAAGCCGUCGCCGGUUUGCCCGUGUGAGCUGGGAGUUUUCGCUUGAUGUCGGCAACACAAGCCCGUGUUAAUAUUUGAUGUCCCGGGGGUCGGGACUUACUCGGCGGUACUGAGGGCCGGGGCUAGGGCAGGGCUGGCUGGGUCACUUGUUGGACUUCACGACCCCUGCAACUAACGAUCUUUCGACCCCUGGGGCUAGCGACCCCUGGAACUAACCCCUGGAUCUAGCGACCCCCGGAAAAAAACAUCUCUGAAUCCACUGACACUUGGAUCUAGCGACCCCCGGAACAAAGGACCCCUGAACCCACCGACCCCAGCCACUGACCUCUGAACCACGAUGGCAGAUACCGGCGCCCAGAGAAUUGUCGCCAUCGCUAUAGACGAGAGCGAACAUUCCGACAACGCCUUUCAGUGGUACUGUGAACACAUCUACAAAGAGAACGACUAUCUUCUGCUGAUUCACGUGCCAGAGACCUACGACUUCACCAUGGCAAGUGAGUCAAGGAAAGUGGGGCGCCCAGCUGUGGUGGAGCAGCUGUUGAAGGAGCUGGAGGAAAGGGUCGACAACCUGGAGAAAAAAUACAGGGAGAAGCUGCUGUCAAGGGGGAUUUCCGGGAAGUUCCGUACGGCCUCGGGAAAACCCGGUGAAAAGAUUGUGAGUGUGGCGCGUGACGAGCGGGCGACCCUGAUCAUCACGGGGACCAGGGGGUUGGGCAAGUUCCGCAGGACCAUCCUGGGCAGCGUCAGCGACUACAUCGUCCACCACUCCAACGUGCCCGUCCUCGUCUGCCGGUGGAAGACUCAGGAAGAUGGCGCCAAAUCUUGAUCGUCUGCUGGUAGAAGACGCAGGAAGAUGGCUCCAAAUCUUGAUCGUCUGCUGGUAGAAGACGCAGAAAGAUGGCGCCAAAUCUUGAUCGUCUGCUGGUGGAAGACGCAGGAAGAUGGCGCCAAAUCUUGAUCGUCUGCUGGGUGGAAGACGCAGGAAGAUGGCGCCAAAUUUGGUCGUCUUCGGCUAUAUAGACUAAAAAUAAAGAAAUCAUUAGCUAAACGUCAUCAUUAAAUAAAAAUUCUCAUCAACUCGUCUUAAAUGAUCGAUG